GUCAUAUUUUUGAAACCCGGAAUCGAAGGCAUUUACGUAGUCAAUUCGUGCGCAAUUACAUCCAUUGAAGUCUACAUUCUGCUAUCAAGUUCUCGUUUACUUCAGCGUCUACUGACUGUGAUUUCAAGGAGGCAUGAAUACCAUAGUAGAAGUGAUUCCAGAGGGUGAAAUUACUUGCUUUGAAUAUGACUUAUCCACUCAACUUCUGAGUUUAGUAGGUGAGUAUUGGAAAUCAUUUGAAUUACAGCUGUCCAAUUUUGCAUCAAAAUCGGAAUUUUCCUAUAUCAUGAGCACAUUCUUUUUUUUCUUUUUUCUGCAUAAGCAGAUCCAAAAACCACAGAGCCUUUUGCCACAUCAGAGACACCCAAUUAUAUUUCAGAUGUUGCUCGGCCUAUAUCCACAGAAUCUGAUACAUCAACAGUCCCACCUACCCAUCAAUCAGGUACUGCUGAGCUCAUUACCUUCAAGUCUGAAGCCUCAACACUACCUUCUACUAGUGGUUCAAAUGUGCAUUCUGCAGAGGCUGAGACAGUGGAGACAUGUUCUUCCUCAGAGUUGUAUGUGGCAACAAUACCACUUACUGAUCUUUCUGUACUAGUUGAACCACAAAUCAAGUGCUCAUUGCUAGAGGAAGACCCAACCACUCCAACUUGUGUUCCAUUGACCUUCACUCUUGUUGAGAAAGCAACUAAGCGAAGAGGGGAUAGACUGAUUGACAGCAUGGGCUUCUCCUAUAACAUCCGCCGCAAAGGGGCCAAUAUAACUCGUUGGCAAUGCACCAUUAGGAGGAAAGAGUUCUAUUGUAAAGCAGCAGUAGUGGAAAGAAAUGGUGUCUUCACCUUUGGGAAUUUUUCUCAUAAUCAUGAGCCUCCUAAACCAAGAGCCCAAACUCCCUCACGGAAGACCAAGACCAAGGCAGUGGUGGAACAGUGCAAGCCUGAGCCAACCAGCACAGAUGAGGUACUACACUUUCACUUGUUUUCUUUUCUUUUCAUUAACCUCUAUGAGUAACUAGAAUUUCAUUUCAUAUUACAAUUUUACCACUAAAUCAAAUAUUAAUUGAUCAUAAAAAGAAAGGAAAUGAUCACCAGCUAAAAUAGUUCUUGAUUCUUAUUAUAAUAAACAUAUUCUCAUUGUCAGUAUUAUUGGAAAUGUGUAGAGAACAGUUUGGAGAAUAUACAUACUGAUCUUAGGUUAUAAAGGGUCAAGAUUUUUCUGAAAUCUUCUUUUAUCUAGGGCCUCCUCUCAAAAUACUUUUACCAUUUUGUCACCAUCUUUUAAGCACCCACUCAAGGCUCUUCUAUCAGUCAUCUUUCUUUCAGUUUCCUUUCUUAACCCUUUAAUUCCUUGAAGUGAUUAACAUAAAACUCCUCCCUAUAAUAUCCAUACAUUAUUCAGUAAACAGGUAAUGAGAAUAUUCAAACUUAUCAGGUAGAAGCUGCUAUCUUGAUCUAGCACCAAGUUCUCAUAACUAAUUUACAAGGAAAUGUGUAGCAGCUAGAGGGGAGAAUUAACAAUCAGAUCUUGGGAGUUAAAAGGUUAACUGAAGAUUACUUCAUUUAAUCAUAUCAUUUUAUCACAUUCUUUAUUUUCAAAGAGUUUAUGUGACAUUUUGAACUGGUGUUUCAGGAAAAUCUUCAGCCGGCAACUACUCUAUGCCAAGCUUUGCCUGAACCUUGUGGUAACAUAGAACAUUCAAACCCUAAUGCUGCUCAACUGCCACCUAAUGAUAACCAGGCUGAUUUGGUUGAGUCAGUUAUUCAGACUUCACCACCCACUCCCACAUCUCCGACAAAUGUUCCUAUGACAUAUCACUUGGUGGAGGAAGCAUCUCUGCGGAGACGGAACAAACUGAUUGACAGUAAAGGCUUCUCCUACAAUGUCCGUCGUAUGAAAGCUGAUAAAAUUCACUGGCAGUGUAGUAUAAGGCCGAAGGGAAACCACUGCAAAGCCACAGUGCUUGAGCAGGAUGGUGUGUACACAUUUGGGAAACAUCCCCACAACCAUGGUACCUACUCAGGAACUCUAGCUGCUGCUCAAAUAGUGUCCACCAUUAAAACAAAGGCAUUGGAAGAGUUAUCCAAGCCAGCUUCUGUCAUUGUUAAAGAGGUAUUUCUUUCUGUCUUUUUAUUUGUCUUUGCUGGUGAGCUUCCUGUAUCCCAGUUUCAUUAGCCAAAAGUUACUUGCCAAGAAUAAUUCCUGCUACCCUGGAUGGGAUCUUAGGGAAGAGAUGUCAUUUACCACCUGGGGAGGGGUGGAGGACUUUGGGGAUCACAUGAUUUCCAUGGGGGGACAGAAAGAGGGUCACUUGUCGCCCAAAGAGUAUAAACAAGAUUUUAAAAAAUUGACUGCAAAUUGACUGCCAGUGAGAAGAGAACCAUAUGAAUACGACAGAGCCUUGUGGUGGAAUAGCUAAACUUUACUGUGACACAACCAAAAUCCCUAACUCUACCCCCUCUCCCUAUGAUAAAUAAGGACCAGUCUCUUAGUCAGGGGCAAGUAACCCCCUGCCCCCCCUCCCCCCCCCUCCCACACACACACACACAGCAAAUUAUUGAAUUUACCUUUUUAUUUUAAAUAGAUUCUUCAGGAAGCUCUGCCUGUUACCUCUAUGUGCCCAGCUUUGCCCAAAGUGGACCAUAUUGUACGUGCAGUAAAUCGUUUGCGUCAGAAAAUGAGGUCAGAAGAUGUGAAAGACCUCAAUUUCUCCCUAAAGGAAGACGUCAUUCCACCAGGUUUUUACCAAGCGGAGGUGAAAGUAAAGAAGCGACGCCACCUAAUUUUUGCUACAGAACAACAGCUGAGUCAGCUAGCUGCAACAAAAACUUGGUACAUUGACAGAAAUGACAAGAUAGUCAAAGACCCCUUUCACCAACUUGUGUCAAUUAGUGCAUUUGUUAUGUCUGCGGAGUCAGCAAAACAAGUGCCAUUAGCUUUUGUGUUAAUGUCCUCAAAGAAAAAGAGAGAUUACAAGAAGGUUAGUAUACAUAUGACUCCCUUUACUGCUCAGUCAAAUCUUUUUAAAAGGAAAAUAAUGGUUAGAGCACUCUUCAAGUGAAAUUUCUAAUAUCAAAACCAAAGUUACCUUGACAGCCCAUCACAACAAAGGAAUACAUGCUUGUAUAAAGACAAAAAGAAUUAUCCUUUGUUGAAUGCAUUAUUCUUCCUUUUAUCUAUCAGAUUUUGAGAGAGAUCAUUCAUCUUCUACCUGGGGAAUGGCUUCAUGUGCAAUUUGUUACAGCAGAUUUUGACGAGGCAUUGUGGGGAGCACUUCGGUCUGUUGUCCCACAUGUAAAGCUGCAGGGAUGUCCUCUUCACUGGACCCAGUUGGUGUGGGAAAAGGUAAACUGAAAUUGUCAAGUUAAGUUUCAUGCACUUGUAUUAUCAUCUGAGCUCCUUGCACCAGCAGAAUUACAGUUUUAGGCCAUCAAGCUCUUUGCCCAACCUUCUCUUUUCUUAUCAGCCACCCUGACAUGCUCCUACUCUUUCACUCUCACAUGUACCCUUCCCAAUCAUCUGAGAAAAGUUUGUUUGUCUUGUAAAGGACUGUUUUUUGGAGAAAGCGAUUGAUAAUUUUCCCCUCUGGUUGUGAUCAGUAGCACAGUACAUAUGAACAAUAGCGUAACAUGCAAGAAAAAUACAAAAUAUUUAUAAAGGAAUCAAAAACCUCUUGAAACUCUUUACUUAGAGAAUAUAUUACAGUUCUUUCACUUAUUGCUUUAUUUUGGGACAUUUCGGUUAAUUUCCAGCAAUUUCUCUAUUACCCAUGAUGCAUUGCGACCCCACCCAUUUUCAUUUGCAUGAUCUCUUUCACGUGUACCAGGCUUGCUACAUAGCAAAAAGCUUCUAGAAGCUUCUAGGGUGGUUACAAAGCUGUUGUUUUUCCUUCGAUUGCAAGUAGCCGAGUGAAAUGGCGGUCGAAGUGGUCGAGAGUUUUCGAAGUGACGUGCGGCUGUUUUCGCUUUCUUCCCUCAAUGUAACCUGAAACCCUGAACGAAAUGUUUCAAAACGUUUGGGAUUUAGAAAAACGCUUCUUGUUCCCUCAAUUUGUUAUAUUUUCUCGUGAAAAUGAGCAGUUAGCUUCGUUAUGAGAUGAGAAUGACACCGCAGGAAAUUAACAUGUUUGGUCCAACGCCGGCAGUACUGCGGAUGGCUUACAUUUGGCAUUGCAUCCUUUAUUUACGGAAAGACGCGGUAUGUUUCAUAGUGUUUGGGAAUCAAACAUUUGCUUCAUUCUCAAGAUUGAAAUACGCAAAGUCGCCAAAACUUUCAGGACUGGCUCUUCAGAAGAUGAGAAUUCCAUUGUAACAAGCUUUUUACUAUCACGGCAUUCUAUGCCGCUGAGGGGAAUACCUUUCUCCUGAUUUCAUGGACUGAAACAUGGAGCGUGAUGCUUGUACACUUGAACAAAAAGUGCUAUUUUUAUCUAAGGAUAGUCUGUCUUUCAAAUUUGUACAUAUACAUCUGAAAUCUCUGAUUUAUUGUGAUAUUUUAGGUGAUUUUUUCCGUUGAUAUCUUCUGCGAGAAACACAAGAAAUUUUAAGAUAAUGAUAAUUUUGUGUAUGGGAAUGUUACGCGUGACGCCCUAAAUUAUGCAUAUUUUUGGAAAAAUUAAAUUUGUAAAAAAAUGAGAAUUCAAUAAAAAUCCAUGAUAUUACGCAAAGUUGUAGAGUAUUAUGUCUUUUUUAUUUGUGCCAAGUCUCGGCAUUGUAGCUGGAAAAGUACGAGAGAUAUUUUUGUUUAUGUUUGCUUCUCUGUGUUUGUGCACGUGAACUGUGCUACUGAUCUUGUCAAAACAUUAAUUGCUGUCGGUCUUUUUCCCAACGACUCUCACCUGGACAAUUAGACCAUAUUAGCAAUAUGCAAUUUGCUAACAAUGGCAUCCAAAUGAAUGCUAGGAUUGGCCAACCUCAGGGGCAAGUUCAUGCAUGGUUUAUCUUUGUAAUAGGGCAAGAUGCUUAGUCCAAAAAAACUUUGCAUUUGUUUUUCUUUAAGUCAUACGGUGUAUGUUUACAAACCUUUUUUAAUUAGAGAUAGUAGUCAUGCUCUCCAUCAAUGCAAAGACUAAAGAUUUUUGGCUCAUAUUUUUAUCAGAUGCAAGAUCUUGGUCUGCAAGCACUGUACAUUGAGGAUAAUGGUAUGCACAGGUACAUUAGAAAAUUGCUUGCAUUACCCUUGCUGCCUGGCAAAGAGAUUUCUACUCAGUUCCAGCGACUAAAACUACAGGCAACCACAGAGACACUUCAGGAACUAAUAAAAUACAUCGAGGAUACAUGGAUCACCAACAUUGCGUACCCCAUCAGGGAUUGGUCUGUUUAUCGUCAGCCAAUAAGAACAAUGAAUGACAUUGGAAGCUGGCCGAAGCUUCUUAGUAAUGAAAGUGGUAGGAAAGGUCAAGUUCCUUUUUACACUCUAGUUCAGUCACUGCAUCAAGUGGCCCAACUUUCUGUUCAAAACAUGCAGUUGGUAAGCAACAAAAAGUUGAUCAGGAUUCAACAGCACGAUUGCCAUCACUUGCAGUCACAGAUCAGUCAGUUUUGGUCUGAGUAUAGGAAAAGAAAAAUUACAGCAGCAAAACUUCUAAAGGUCUGUUCCAAGCUGUAUGGGCCAUCUCAAACUGAAUCCUGACUUUCAUAUAUCAUGAGAUUCUAGUCAUUCAUUAAUAAGCUUGUAUUUAUUUUGAACACUGAUAUUAUAUACCAGCAGAAGCUUAGAACCUACCAGUAAUGUAUAGAAGUUUACUUGCCAUGAUGUUUUUGAAAAAUUUCUUUUGUCAUAAUCAAAAUGUCCUAUUUUUUUGCAUUCAGUUUUGUAUCUUGUAAAAAGUAUUUUUGGGAAAAUGUACAUAACAGUUGUGUAUCAGAAACAUUAUCAUUAAAUACAUAUGCUGGGGAAUGUUGUUCAACCAGUAGUUUUAGAAGAUGUGUCAAAAUCUUUCACAGCAGUGAUGAGUUUCUUUAACUUCUCAAGAAAAAAAUUUCACUUAGGUUAAAAUUUAAUUUAUUACAGUGUAACAUUAAUUAUUGAUCAUUAAUAGCACCGUUGGGGUUAAGAGAAUUGUUAAUAUUUUAAUAUUUAUUAUUUCUACAGUGUUGUAAUACAUAUUGUAAGAUGUACUGCCACUGUUAAUGUUGUAAGCGC
Molecule: messenger RNA, 6141 nt
Organism: Pocillopora meandrina
Lineage: Eukaryota; Metazoa; Cnidaria; Anthozoa; Scleractinia; Pocilloporidae
Source: the annotation of a GenBank genome assembly